Molecule: messenger RNA, 1149 nt
Organism: Diabrotica balteata
Lineage: Eukaryota; Metazoa; Arthropoda; Insecta; Coleoptera; Chrysomelidae
Source: the annotation of a GenBank genome assembly
AUGGGCACGGUGCUUAGUUUUUCCCCGCGAGAGCGAAGGCCUGUGUACACAACAAGCUCUACGGGCGAUUUUACCCUUAAUAACUUUUCUUACGAACAACUAAACAACGUUAAGAACCGUGACUCAAAAAGCAACUGCAGUGUAACAAACUCUAAUAAUCAUAAUUUGUGUAAUAAUAUAAACAAUAAUGAAAACGCUAGGAUUAUAUCUGAGAAAAACGCUCUGGAAAAGAACCUCAGGAAGCACUCUCUUUUCAUCAACGCCCUGUCCUGGAAACGGUUCUCCACGACGAACAACAAUAAAAAGAAGUUGGACAACAACAAAAACAAAAACAUAACCGUUUUUCGGCAACCCCUGGUCGACAAUAUUCAUCCGGUGAUCGACAAAAACAAAAAUAUCCAUCAAAACAAGCAUAGCUCAUAUUACUCGAAUUCGAAAAGUAGUUCCGCGCUUGCUUUGGACAUUGUAAGAGUGAAUAAUGCUAACAAUAACACUAACAAUCAUUUGCACUGCGAUAAAGUUGUUAACAAGCAGGUCAUUUUGAGCCAAAGCUCUAUCAACUCGCAGAAUCAGGUCGUUCCUGUAGCUGCACCCAAAAAGACUGUCAUACAAGCUUCCACGUCUGAAUUAUUGAAGUGUUUAGGAAUGUUUUUGCACGCUAAAUGCUACAAAUUACGAGAUUUUCAGGCGGGAGAUGCGGUCAUGUGGCUCAGGACGGUUGACAGGAGUUUGCUUUUGCAGGGAUGGCAGGAUGUAGCGUUUAUUAACCCAGCGAACGUAGUCUUCGUCUACAUGUUGGUCCGAGACUUGGUCAAAUCAGACAUAGAAUGCGAGCAAGACCUUCAAGCCGUCGUCCUCACCUGCCUGUACCUUUCAUACUCAUACAUGGGAAACGAAAUUUCCUACCCCCUCAAGCCAUUCCUGGUCGAAGACUCAAAAGAAAAAUUCUGGGACAGAUGCUUGGAUAUCGUCGACAGGCUGUCGUCAAACAUGUUGCGAAUCAACGCCGAGCCUGGUUACUUCACCGAAAUCUUCACCGAAUUAAAAGCUUGCGGUAUUGGUAACAUCGUAGCCAACAACAUGGCCGCCAUGGCCAGCCAGACCGUGCCCGUAGUGUCAUGUAAUUCAGGCGCGACAACGCCCGCUUGA